ACCUAGAUAAGAAUUUGAUUUGCAUGAGAGAGAGAGAGAACUCUCGGCAGCUUGUUUUUGUACAGGGGAUAUUUCAGUGCUUGAUGUUCUUUGUUUGUCGCUGCUUUCUCAUUCUCCUACUUUUUCCUUUUUUCGUUCCACACCUUUUGUCACUUCAGAGUUCAGAGGCAAUACGUUUCGUAUGAUAACUGGUUUUCUGUUAAAAUGGGUUUUUAAAGCAGGAACAGUGUAGUUUUGAAUUCGCGCUCUCUCCGUCUUCCAUUCUUUAUGGGAUCUGCAACUCUGUUUUGUGUUCAACCAAAGAGUGGGGUAGCGGGUCCGUGUUUUUUUUUUUCUUCUAUUAUGUUUUUGGGCUGAAGAUUCAGGAAAAUAGGUAUUCAUUGAGGGGCCAGAUUUUAGUCGGUGGAAUACUGAAGGGAAGGAGUGGGAUUCGUUUGGGAAACAGGGACCACUAAGAUCUGUCAUUUGGAUUGUUCUGUUCCUUCCUAUUUUUGCAUAGAACUUCAUCAUGUCCGAUGGAUUGGAUGCUUAUGUAAACCACAUCCCAUUGCUUUCCUCGACUUAUAGUGGUCUCCCCAACCCACUUUUGAAGCUCAGAAAUCCCAAGCUUUCUAUCUGUGAUUCUGAUGAGUUUGAAACCUCACUUUAUUCCUUUUAGGACAACUAUCAAUUUACUUUUGCAUUUAAGAUUUUCAAGAGGAAGAAAGGGCGCAAAAGCAGCUAGUUCCCUCUCCGAACCAAGUUUUUAGACUUUACGAGGGUAUGGUUCUGAAAUUCUGUCCUUUUAUUUCACAUCGGAGACAACUUUUGACGUCCAUGUGGGUACCCCACGUUUUUAUCAAUUUGCAAAAAGCCCUUUGCUCCUGAUAUGGUCAUUUCACCUUUUCCUUUGUGGAGACAAUCAUUCCCUCGUUUCCCACUCAAAAUGCAAAAGGGCCAGAUAUUUGAUGGUUGAAGUGAAUUUACUGGGUUUAUGAUGCUUGUUUGCACAUGGGCAUUAUAGUUUCUGGUACUGGAAGCCAAGGUUUCUCGGGGAUUUCAGUUUGUGCGUUAAGUGAUAAAUGCCAAACCCCCUUAUCACAUGAUGCCUACCUCACCAGUUGUGGAAUCUGCCUUGACCCAGAAUGGUUCUCUCUCUACACCAUCGGGUUAUACUGAGAGUUGUUGUGAUGCAGAAAUACAUCUCGCUAAUGUGGAUGAAAUUCGGAGUGAUAACUUGUCCUUAGAGGAGAGCAAUCUUGCAGAUGAGGAUGGAAGUCUUGGAUCAUGCACUAAAAGCAAUAAUGAUUAUCCUUCCAGGUUUCAGCUUGAACAAGACGUACAAAGAUUACAGCAGCAGUUACAAGAAGAGAUGGAACUACAUGCUAUCCUGGAAAAAGCUAUUGAGAAGAAUGCUUCGAAAUUCUCAAGUUUGUUGAGUCUCCCUCAUCAGGCUCAGGAGCUCCUAUCCAAUAUUGCAUUAUUGGAGGUCAACGUUUCAAAACUUGAACAAGAGAUGGUCUCUUUGCAUUUUCAACUUAGCCAAGAGAGAAAUGAACGGAGGCUUGCAGAAUAUCGUUUGAGGCAUUGGACAUCUCAGUCAACAUCUCUUUGCUCGUCUGGCAUUAUGGAUACUUUGAGUUCACCUUUGAAGUGUUCAGAAGCUUCUGUUUCUGAAGUCAGUGAUUCCUCUGAAUAUAGCACCUGCCAGGAGCUGAGAGAUCAACCAUUAGAAUCUACUAACAAAUGUACAGAGUCGUUAAUAGAGAAUGUAGUGGACUCAAGUGCACUUUGCCUUGACAAGAAAAUGUCUAUGAAAAUGGAUUUCAAAGCCUGUCGACCUGUAGACCUCACGAAGCUUCCUAAAGGGAUGCCACCAGAUGGUCUUUGGGAUCACCCUAAUCAAUUAUCUGAAGAGAUGGUGAGAUGUAUGAAAAGUAUAUUCAUGUCCCUGGCAGAUUCUGUAAUACCAUCCAAAUCAUCUGCAUUAGAGAUCCACUGCUCACCUCUGUCACCACGUGGAACAUCGCCACGCGGUCAUCUUUCUGGUUCAUCGUGGUGGUCCUCAUCUGAAAGGUCAAUCAUUUCAUCAUGGGUGCAGAGCCCACAAAUUGAUAUACAGAAUAACUCUGAGGUGUUGGCUUCAGAGAAUGCCUGUGAUCCCUAUUGGGUGCGGGGGAAACUAAGUUGGGCUGAGAUUGGAAUCUAUGGACUAGCAACUGAAGUUUCUUGGAUGUCAGUUGGGAAGAAGCAAUUAGAAUAUGCUGCAGGGGCACUGAGAAGGUUCAGGGCACUUGUUGAGCAUCUGGCAAAAGUGAAUCCCAUCCAUUUGAGCUGCAACGAGAAGCUUGCUUUCUGGAUCAACCUAUAUAAUGCUCUGAUCAUGCAUGCAUACUUGGCAUAUGGAGUCCCAAGAAGUGACUUGAAGCUCUUCUCUUUGAUGCAAAAGGUAGCAUACACUGUUGGGGGACAUUCUUUCAGUGCAGCUGCUAUUGAGUACGUGAUUCUAAAAAUGAAACCACCACACCAUCGGCCACAAAUUGCUUUGCUUCUUGCCCUUCACAAGCUGAAGUUAUCAGAGGAGCAAGGGAAGUCUGCAGUUGAUACACAUGAACCACUCGUAGUUUUUGCUCUCAGCUGUGGAAUGUACUCUUCACCAGCGGUAAGAAUCUACACUGCUAAGAAUGUGAGGGAAGAGCUUCAAGAAGCACAGCGUGAUUUCAUUCGAGCUUCAGUCGGGAUUAGCAGCAAAGGGAGGUUGUUGGUCCCCAAAAUGCUACAUUGCUUUGCCAAAGCCUUUGUGGAUGAUGCAAAUCUGGCUGUAUGGAUAUUGCAUUACCUUCCGCCUCAUCAGGCUGCCUUUGUUGAACAAUGCAUUUCACAGAGGAGGCAGAGCCUUCUUGGUUCACGCAACUGUGGCAUUAUUCCAUUUGAUUCACGCUUCCGUUACCUAUUCCUGCCGAACAAAGCUCCUCUUUGGUAAUGUAGCAGAGUACCAAGUUUGCACCGAAUUAGAACUGGAUUUCCUUGCCCUGGGAAAGCCAAUACGAGAAUAGUGUCAACUGUAAAUGACGCCGGAAGAAAAAUUACAUUGCAACUCUAUAUGAAGCUUAGCCUCCUCGUGAAGGAUGGUGGCAGUUUUUGUCUUCUGCCUUAUACUCCCAAGUGUGUUGUGCAUUUUGUUCAUGGAUAAAAAGAGUUUACCUACAGUGCUUGUAGGUGAAGAGUUGUACAUUUCCUUGGCCCAAAAGUUCAAAUAAGAACUACAUGUUUCCUUUGCUACUUAUUGUUCGGAAUUAAUCUAGUUGUUCGAGUAAUGUUAUUCAUCA
Molecule: messenger RNA, 3308 nt
Organism: Juglans regia (Persian walnut)
Lineage: Eukaryota; Viridiplantae; Streptophyta; Magnoliopsida; Fagales; Juglandaceae
Exons: 13
Coding region: 1082-2962 (626 amino acids)
Source: RefSeq, a predicted model, not a curated record